CGUGGGCAUGAGGGUUACAAACUCAAAUGCAAUGGAGAUGGUUCGCACCCUGUUAUAGUAAUCAAUGAGCGUGAGUUUCAAAUCCUUAGAAUCAAUCAAUCGGCCCAACCCCAGAUGAUGACCCUUUCCCGGAUGGACUCCGGCAUAGAUUCUUGUCCUACGGCCUUGAAUUACUAUCUCUUUAGGCCUGCUAAAACAGUUGUGAAUGUGACUCUGCUUCGCUACUGCCCUGAGUCUGACCCUUCAUGGGAAAGGAUAGAAGCUUCGCAUAAAAUUCGGUGCACUGUUGAUGGUGAACCGACCUACUGAUUAUUCUUGAGGGAUAACGAGCCCCUUCUUGUGGAUUGUCGAGAUAAAGUGGAAGUUCCGGUUCCAAAGGAGGCUCUUAAUCAACUCAUUUCAGGAACUAUGAGUUUGCGUAAAGCCUUGAUGACUGAGUUUAAUGUACAGUAUCUUGCAUACGAUGAGUAGUGUUUGAAAUGCCAGGGCUCUGGUGGAAGAUGUGGAUCCGGUCAGCCUUCUUCGCUGUCAUUUGCUUGCUAUUGUCGCGACCGACCUUAUGAUAUAACAUGCGGUGCUGCACAAUUAAUCUUCCUUUCAACUAGUGUUCUUAUUUAAGUUAAUAACAGUUAUUAGUCCACUGAAAAUUGAAAAAAUAUACCUUAGAGUGGCCUACCUUGCUUUGUUUCUACUCAUUUUUCACUUGGACCAAGUUAGUUUUUUCCCUAAGGUCGUGAGGUCUGCAGUGGAUUCGUGUCGAAGGUUGAAAUCUCAAGUUAAAUUAGCAGUUUACUGUAUUUUCAUAAACUUGUUUAAGAAACAACUUCAGUGGUCCUCUUCUGUUCUUCAUUUUUCCUUCUGUGUGACCACUAGCUCAUGCCAGGUUUCUAGCUCUUCAAUGAUUGAUUCAUUGCUUUUGACAUUUAGUGCAUUGGUGGGUCUGCUUUUGAUGUAGUACUUGUGCCUGGUUUCAACAUGUCAAUGGUAUUGAGCCCUCAUGGACUGGAUUUUUCCCGCCAACCUAGUGUCAAUGCCCGUCUUCUCUUUCUAUUCUGAAUGCAUUCGAUCUUGGCUUCUUGCAAAAUUCUUGCUCUACACAUUCAAUCUAAAACCCAUCAGGGUUAUUUAUUUGGAAUAUCUAUCUGUGUCUGUGUCUGUUAUUCCUUGGAUUAUCAUUUUCUCCUAACUUUGAUUUCGAACGGAAUUGAAAGCAAU
Molecule: messenger RNA, 1215 nt
Organism: Rubroshorea leprosula
Lineage: Eukaryota; Viridiplantae; Streptophyta; Magnoliopsida; Malvales; Dipterocarpaceae
Source: the annotation of a GenBank genome assembly